AUGUAUGAAGGAAAUAUCCAACAAACAACAAAUCCAACGGCUGGUCUGGUGGGUUUGUUUACAAAUUCGUACUAUCAACAAGAAGAGACAGAGACAACGCAGACAAAAAACAAACAUAGUCAGAAGAUCAAUAAGAUCGUCGAAGAACUUUACAAGCUAACGUUUAUAUCACGACGUGGUCAAUUUGAAACAGCUCGUUCAGGUGGAAGGAAAAAUAAAAAUGAAAUCUUGGCAUUAGUUCUUGCACGGCUAAAUAAAAAGAAAUAUUUGAAUGGUUCGAAAUACUUUCAUGAAUCGAAUCUCGCAAGAGAUAUUCAAGUUCAUUCGAAUACUGGCGAGUUCAUUCUCGUCCUCCGCCUUGACGGUCGUGUUAUUGCCAUGAGCGAUGAAGCUGAACAUCAUUUAGAAAAAUCGAUGCGAUCUUUAUAUACACAAUGUGUGAAUAUCUUUGAGAGCCUCGAUCAAGCAGAUAGCGAACGCUUACAUUCAAUUCUCGCUUCUUCGGCUGAUUCGAAUCAACAGGAACAUCGUAUGGUGUGUACUCUUCGUUUGCCUAAAGGUAAACGACCAAGCAGGAUCAAUGAAGAUGUGAAGACAAUAGCGAUGGCAGGCCACUUUUAUACAUGCCAGGAUUCAUCAUCUUCAACAUCAAAUGAACGAUUGUUCAUUGCGCGCUGCGAAGCGCUAAUCUCUGCAACAGUAAAUCGCUCGAGUUCAUCGCAAACAACAUCAAUGAACACUUCGAAUUCGCUAAUGAAAAUUAUGCUGAACGAGGAUAUGACCGUUCAGAAUAUUUCAUCAAAUGCCCAUACUAUCCUCGGGUAUUCGAACAAAGACAUGUUCGGUAAUUGGAUCGGACGGUAUUUACCAACAUCCGAUAUGGAUAAAUUCGAAGCUAUUCGUAAAAAACACUUCGAACAUGAACCGAACCAACAACAAUCGCCAAUCAGCGUGUGCGAUGUGUUCGAUAUGUAUACUAACAAUGGUGAAGGUCGUUUGACAUUCUUGUGUCAAAUAAGACCUAUUCGUGAGCGUCGAAAACCGGUGAAAUUCGCCAUCAUUGCUCAACUUGUCAAUCCAUCACAACGAGGCGAAUAUCUGAAAUAUGUGCAGUCAGCAGGUGAAGCAAAUACUAACACAACUAAAGCUGAACAAGUAAAUUUCGGUGCGCCGUUUUCAUCAUCAGUAUCGCAAACGAGCAAAGACACAAUCAUGGCCCAUAGUCCGACAUUCACCAAUGUGGCUGAACUCAUAUUCGAUGGGACCGCCCAGUAUGAUACCCUCCACCGCCAACAGUACUCACCAUUCAAUGAUAUCCUCUCAAACGCCGUUGCACCGAUCAAUGUCGAUGACGAAUCUGGGAAUGAAUUAUUCAAUACCGCUUACGGCGAAUAUUCAACCACAGACUCUCAAUACUGGCCAGGCAAAUACAUCGACAGCAUCUGCAACGACGACAGUUCUGCCGAUGAUCUAGAAAACGCUAUUUAUCUGUUAUGUAAUUCUGUUUAA
Adineta ricciae is the source of this 1509-nucleotide messenger RNA. The record is from the annotation of a GenBank genome assembly. Lineage: Eukaryota; Metazoa; Rotifera; Eurotatoria; Adinetida; Adinetidae.